Molecule: messenger RNA, 159 nt
Organism: Paraglomus occultum
Lineage: Eukaryota; Fungi; Glomeromycota; Glomeromycetes; Paraglomerales; Paraglomeraceae
Source: the annotation of a GenBank genome assembly
AUGUCCAUGCCUUGCCUUUGCACGCCAUAUAAACGGCUAGACCUCCAACGGCAAAAGACUAUAAGAUCUUUUAAAGUAGGAGCGAAAGUACGACUUCGCAAGAUGAUACAGAAGUACUAUACACGAUGGGAACAAGAUGCGAUGCAAGAUUACUACGUG